AGGAAGACCAUUCAGAAAGGAAAACUCAUGGAUUUCACAAGCACGGUCAUCAUCCCGCUGCUUUUUGGCAGCUUGGGGAUCUUCGCCCUUUUUCGGCUACUGCAGUGGAUGCGGAUGCGAGCCUACCUCCAGGAAGCAGUGGUCGUGAUCACAGGGGCUUCCUCCGGCCUGGGCAAAGAAUGUGCAAAAGCCUUCCACGCAGCUGGCUGCAAGCUGGUGCUCUGUGGCAGAGACAGCGAGAAACUCAAAGAUCUGGCGGAGCAGCUUUCUACCGUCACCAAUCACCGAAAGAACACACACAAACCUCACACUGUGGUAUUUGACCUCUCGGACACUAAAGCUGUCCUUAAUGCUGCUGAAGAGAUCCUGAAGUACUUGGGCCACGUGGACAUACUGAUCAACAACGCAGGCAUCAGUUACCGAGGCACAAUUGUGGACACAGGACUGGAUGUGGAUAAGAAAGUGAUGGAAACAAAUUAUUUCGGUCCUAUAGCCCUCACCAAAGCACUUCUACCCUCCAUGAUCAAGAGGAGACAAGGCCACAUUGUGGCCAUCAGCAGUGUUCAAGGCAAAAUAAGCAUUCCUUUCAGAUCUGCGUAUGCUGCCUCUAAGCACGCUACCCAGGCCUUCUUCGAUUGUCUGCGAGCAGAGGUGGAGCAGUAUGACAUCGAUGUGACGGUUGUGAGCCCCGGAUACAUUCAGACAAACCUCUCUCUCAACGCUGUGACAGCAGAUGGAUCUCGCUAUGGAGUUAUGGACAAGAACACCGCCGAGGGACAGACAGCCGCAGAGGUCGCUCAGGUGGUUCUCAGUGCAGUGGGGCAGAAGAAGAAGGAGGUACUUGUAGCUGGCCUAACACCCUCCCUGGCUGUCUACCUGCGAAACCUUUGCCCCAGGCUCUUCUUCACCUUAAUGGCAACUAGAGCAAAAAAGGAGAGAAAAGAAAAGGACUCUUAGAGCUCAGCUCAUCGAGCAGGAACUGUAGGGAGAGGCAAACCCCCUGCAGUUUGGCUGGGGCAUCAGUGGAGGUGCUCCUGCAGGAAAAACCUCAAAAUGCUGC
Messenger RNA from Leptosomus discolor (cuckoo roller), 1060 nucleotides. Lineage: Eukaryota; Metazoa; Chordata; Aves; Leptosomiformes; Leptosomidae. The record is from RefSeq and is a predicted model, not a curated record.